AUGUGGGACAAAAAUAACAAACUCUCACUCACUCUUCACAAGCAAUAUCCAACUUGCGGUCUUUGUGGUAAUUUCAACACCACUCCAGGAGAAGACAUCAAUGAGCACAUUGCCAAGAGUAAAAUUGCUGGUGAUUGCCCUGAAGCUACUAGUAAAACCUAUCAAACUUGCGAAGAUGGAGUAGAAUACUGUAACAAAAUUAUUGGAACCUACUUUGAGGAAUGUGGAAAGGUUUCUGCCUUAUCCAGUGACUACAAAAAGGUCUGCAUUGAUGAGUAUUGCCAAAAUAGAGACAAAACGUCAACAUGUGACACUUAUUCAGAAUUGUCCCGCCUUUGUGCCUCAGACGGUCCCGGCACCUACGAAUCCUGGCGAGAAGACUCUGAUGUGGUUUGCGAAAAACCUCAAUGCCCAGAAAAACAUAUCUACAAAGAAUGUGGCCCCUCAAAUCCUGCAACUUGUUCUAAUGUAGCUCCUUUUCAAGACAGUGAAUGUGUGAGUGGCUGCACCUGCCCAGAAGGUUAUCUGUUGGAUGACAUUGGAGAGAAAGGAAGAUGUGUACUGAAGGCCGACUGUCCCUGUGAGUCUAAUGGAAACGUCUACCUGUCAGGAGACGUUCGAGAAGGUCCUUGUGGGUCUCAGUGCACAUGCCAAGAUGCAAAGUGGUCUUGCACUGAAGCAAUGUGUCCUGGAAGAUGUAAGGUGGAAGGAAGUUCAAUUACCACCUUUGAUGGUGAAAAAUAUAACCAUCCUGGAAACUGUCACUUUUUGGCCAUCCAUGAUAAAGAUUGGUCUGUUAGUGUUGAGCUUCAUCCAUGUCCAAGUGGUAUGUCAGGAACGUGCUUAAAUAGUGUUACACUCGUCUUAAAUUCGUCUGGUUCAGUUGACAAAUAUGUAUUUAAUAAAGAUGGAACAGUCACAAAUGACAAGAUUGAAAAUCAAAAUUAUUAUUAUUCAGACAAAAUACAGAUUUUCAAGGCAUCUCUCUCAUACUUUCAAGUAGAAACAUACUCUCAUGUAAAAAUGCAAAUACAAACUGAUCCCGUGAUGCAAUUAUAUGUCUCCAUGCCACCUAACCAAUUCACAGACACUGUUGGACUCUGUGGCUCCUACAACAACAGAGUAGAGGAUGAUUUCAUGUCAAGUCAGAAUAUAUUGGAGAAGUCGUCUCAGGCUUUUGCUGAUUCUUGGGAAAUGAUGUCCUGUCCUAAAGGAAACCCAACUUCAUGCAUCAGCAUAGACACAGAAAGGUUUGCUGAAAGUCACUGUGGAAUUCUUCUUGAUUCAAAUGGGCCUUUUGCUUCCUGCCAUCCAAUUGUGAACCCCAAACCGUAUCAUGAGGAAUGCAAAAAAUACACUUGCAGUUGUGAAGAUGGUCAAGAAUGUCUGUGCACAAUUUUAGGCAACUAUGUGAAAGCGUGUGCUGAGAAGGAAACAUACAUAGUGGAAUGGAGAACUGGACGAUGCGAUCACUCGUGUCCAAGUGGCCUAGUUUUCAAGUACAAUGUAAAAGCCUGCAACAGCUCUUGCCGAUCCCUGUCAGAGCGCGAUAGGAGCUGUGAGGUAGAAGAUGUUCCGGUAGACGGAUGCACUUGCCCUGAUGGGAUGUACAAGGAUAACGAAGGAAAUUGUGUUUCAAAGUCCCAGUGUGAGUGCUACAUGAAUGACGAGGUCAUAAAGCCAGGCAAACUCAUCGAGAUUGAUGACAAUAAAUGUGUCUGUCGGGAUGGAAUUCUUCUUUGCCAGACUCCCAUUGAUCUAACCCACCAGAAUUGCUCUGGAGGGGCUGAAUAUGUUGACUGCAGUGAUCCCAAGGCACAGAGAAGAGUUGACAGUACAUGCAGCACUCGCAACAUACCUAAUUUUGAGGAGAACUCGCCUUGCAAACAUGGGUGCUACUGUCCAGUAGGAAUGGUUCGAGAUUCUAAAGGGAACUGUGUCUUUCCUGAUGACUGCCCUUGCUCUUUUGGUGGACGAGAGUAUAGCCAAGGAAGUGUCACCUCAGUUGGCUGCAACAAAUGUACUUGCAUGAAAGGAUCUUGGAACUGCACACAAAAUGAAUGUCAGAGUACCUGCCACAUCUAUGGGGAAGGUCACGUUCAAACUUUUGACAGAAAAAGUUACAGCUUUGAUGGGCUCUGCCAGUAUUCAUUUGUUGAGGAUUAUUGUGGCAGUGAAAAUGGCACAUUCCGCAUUUUAACUGAAAGCGUCCCUUGCUGUGAAGAUGGGCUCACGUGCUCAAGAAAAAUCAUAGUUGCUUUUCAGGAUCAGAAUGUUAUCUUGCAAGAUGGUAAGGUAACAGCCAUCAAAACGACAGAAAGCAAGGAGUGUGAACUCAAUGGAAAUGCGUACACUGUGCAUACCGUUGGCCUAUACCUGAUUCUGAAAUUUGUCUCUGGAAUAACCGUGAUUUGGGACAAAAACACAAGAAUGACUGUUAUAUUGGAGCCAUACUGGAAUGGCAAAGUGUGUGGUCUUUGUGGAAACAGCAACGGCGAUCUCAAGGAUGAUUUCACAACGCGGUACUCCUCAGUAGCUACCGGAGCACUGGAGUUUGGAAAUAGCUGGAAGACGUCUCAAGAAUGUUCAGACACCGUAACUCAGACUUUCCCAUGUGACUCCAACCCCUAUUGCAAAGCCUGGGCUGUGCGGAAAUGCGAGAUCAUCCGGGACAGCACCUUCAGAGAGUGCCACAGCAAGGUGGACCCCAGCACUUACUACGAUGCGUGCAUCGAGGAAGCCUGCGCCUGCGACAUGGAGGGCAAGUACCUGGGAUUCUGCACGGCUGUGGCCAUGUAUGCGGAGGCGUGCAGCGCGGUUGGAGUCUGUGUGGCGUGGAGAAAGCCCGACCUCUGUCCUGUCUACUGUGAUUAUUAUAAUGCCCCUGGAGAAUGCAGCUGGCAUUAUGAGCCGUGCGGGACGGUGACUGCAAAAACAUGCAAAGAUCGAGUUAUUGGCCAGAAAUUUUCUGCACUUUUAGAAGGUUGUUAUGCUAAGUGCCCGGAGAGUGCUCCUUACCUGGAUGAGAACACCAUGAAAUGCGUCAGGUUAUCCGAGUGCAGCUGCUUCUACAAUGAUGUCAUACCAGCAGGUGGAGUGAUCCAAGACAACUGUGGGAGAACAUGCUAUUGCAUCGCAGGAGAGUUGGCGUGUAGUGGAAUUGGUGCUGACAAUUCAACAGUUACAGGCCUUAUGAGUACUCCGUUUCCCGUCACCUUCACAGCUGGAAGUGCAAGCACCCCUGGAGCAGUGGGUCCCCUCUUCACCAGUCCUUGGCACGUAUCAGAGACCACUGGAUCAUCAGCAAGUACAACCACAGGAGCUGAAAAACCAAGUUCAACUGACACAGGCUUCAGAGAAGCUGGAAUAGGGGCCCCAACUGCACCACCAGUGGAAACGGAAGAAAAGAGCACACCUGGGGCACCAAGCACAGGAGCAACAAGCACAGGAAAAGCAGGUACACCUGGGACAUCAGGUGGCACAACUAUUGGAGGUAAAAGUACACCUGAGUCACCCAGUAGUGGGACUACAAGUUCAUCAGAUAAGCUAGGAACAACUGGACAAUCCGCUGAAGGAUCUGGAACCACAAUAGUACCAUCAUCUGAAGUGACAGGAACAACCAUCACAUCAGCUGGAGAAUCAGGCAACACUAGAAAAACAGAAACAACUAGAUCAUAUGAUGUAGGUUCACAGUCAACAGGACCUUCAUCUGAAGGAUUAAAGACAACAGAGGCAGCAACUGGAAUACUAGGGACAACUGGUUCAUCCCCCAAAACACCAACUGGAGGAUUACAAACAACUAGAUCAGAAGCUGGAGGAUCAGGGACCACAGAAUUAUCAACUGGAGAAACAGGAACAACUGUAACGUCUGCUACAGGUUCAGAAACAACUCAAUUAAUGUCUGAAAGAGUAGGGACAACAAGACCAUCAGCUGUAGAGUCAGAGACAACUGGUGGAAUGUCAGGAAUCACUGGUGUAACACCUGAGGGAUUAGGAACAAGUGGAAGAUCAGCAUCGGGAACAACUGAAUCAUCUGCUAAAGGUUCUAGAACAACUGAAUCACCAUUUAAAGGAACUGGGACAACCAGAACCCCAGCAGAAGAAAAAGGAACAACUGGUCCAACAGCUGAUAUGCCAGGAUCCACUGGUGUAACACCUGGAGGAUCAGGGACAACAGGAACAUCAGAAUCUGAAACGACUGAAACAUCUGCUAAAGGGUCUCAAACACCUAAAUCAUCAUCUGAAGGCCCUGCAACAAGUAGGCCAUCUGAGGGAGAGACAGGAACCACUGGCCCAACAGGUGGAUGGUCAGGAACCACUGGUGUGGCACCUGGGGAAUCAGGGACAACUGGAUCACCUGCUCAGGGUUCUGGGACAACAGAAUCACCAUCUAAAGGAACUGGGACAACCAGAACCCCAGCAGAAGAAAAAGGAACAACUGGUCCAACAGCUGAAAUGCCAGGAUCCACUGGUGUAAUACCUGGAGCAUCAGGGACAACAGGAACAUCAGAAUCUGGAACAACUGAAUCACCUGUAAAAGGUUCUAGAACCACUAAAUCACCAUCUAAAGGAACUGAAACAACCAGCACCCAAGCAGAAGGGAAAGGAACGACGGUCUCAAUGGGUCACAUGUCAGGAACUACUGGUGUAACACCUGGAGGAUCAGGGACAACUGGGACAUCUUUCCGAGGUUCAGGAACAAGUGAAUCAUCAUCUGAAGGACCAGGGACAACCAGGUCAUCCGCUGGAGGGACGGGGACAACUGGCCCAACAGGUGGAAUGUCAGGAACCACUGGUGUGGCACCUGGGGAAUCAGGGACAACUGCAUCACCUGCUCAGGGUUCUGGGACAACAGAAUCACCAUCUAAAGGAACUGGGACAACCAGAACCCCAGCAGAAGAAAAAGGAACAACUGGUCCAACAGCUGAAAUGCCAGGAUACACUGGUGUAACACCUGGAGGAUCAGGGACAACAGGAACAUCAGAAUCUGGAACAACAGGAUCACCUUCUCAGGGUUCUGGGACAACAGAAUCACCAUCUAAAGGAACUGGGACAACCAGAACCCCAGCAGAAGAAAAAGGAACAACUGGUCCAACAGCUGAAAUGCCAGGAUCCACUGGUGUAAUACCUGGAGCAUCAGGGACAACAGGAACAUCAGAAUCUGGAACAACUGAAUCACCUGUAAAAGGUUCUAGAACAACUAAAUCACCAUCUAAAGGAACUGAAACAACCAGCACCCAAGCAGAAGGGAAAGGAACAACGGUCUCAAUGGGUCACAUGUCAGGAACUACUGGUGUAACACCUGGAGGAUCAGGGACAACUGGGACAUCUUUCCGAGGUUCAGGAACAAGUGAAUCAUCAUCUGAAGGACCAGGGACAACCAGGUCAUCCGCUGGAGGGACAGGGACAACUGGCCCAACAGGUGGAAUGUCAGGAACCACUGGUGUGGCACCUGGGGAAUUAGCAACAACUGGAUCAUCUUCUCAGGGUUCUGGGACAACAGAAUCACCAUCUAAAGGAACUGGGACAACCAGAACUCCAGCAGAAGAAAAAGGAACAACUGGUCCAACAGCUGAAAUGCCAGGAUCCACUGGUGUAACACCUGGAGCAUCAGGGACAACAGGAACAUCAGAAUCUGGAACAAUUGAAUCACCUGUUAAAGGUUCUAGAACAACUGAAUCACCUUCUAAAGGAACUGGGACAACCAGAACCCCAGCAGAAGGGAAAGGAACAACGGUCUCAAUGGGUCACAUGUCAGGAACUACUGGUGUAACAGCUGGGGGAUCAGGGACAACAGGAACAUCAGAAUCUGGAACAAAUGAAUCACCUGUUAAAGGUUCUAGAACAACUGAAUCACCAUCUAAAGGAACUGGGACAACCAGAACCCCCGCAGAAGGGAAAGGAACAACGGUCUCAAUGGGUCACAUGUCAGGAACUACUGGUGUAACACCUGAAGGAUCAGGGACAACUGGAACAUCUUUCCGAGGUUCAGAAACAAGUGAAUCAUCAUCUGAAGGACCAGGGACAACCAGGUCAUCCGCUGGUGGGACAGGGACAACUGGCCCAACAGGUGGAAUGUCAGGAAACACUGGUGUGGCACCUGGGGAAUCAGGGACAACUGCAUCACCUGCUCAGGGUUCUGGGACAACAGAAUCACCAUCUAAAGGAGCUGGGACAACCAGAACCCCAGCAGAAGGUAAAGGAACAACUGGUCCAGCAGCUGAAAUGCCAGGAUCCACUAGUGUAACACCUGGAGGAUCGGGGACAACAGGAACAUCAGAAUCUGGAACAACUGGAUCACCUUCUCAAGGUUCUGGGACAACAGAAUCACCAUCUAAAGGAACUGGGACAACCAGAACCCCAGCAGAAGGGAAAGGAACAACGGUCUCAAUGGGUCACAUGUCAGGAACUACUGGUGUAACACCUGGAGGAUCAGGGACAACUGGGACAUCUUUCCGAGGUUCAGGAACAAGUGAAUCAUCAUCUGAAGGACCAGGGACAACCAUGUCAUCUGCUGUAGGGACGGGGACAACUGGCCCAACAGGUGGAAUGUCAGGAACCACUGGUGUGGCACCUGGGGAAUCAGGGACAACUGCAUCACCUGCUCAAGGUUCUGGGACAACAGAAUCACCAUCUAAAGGAACUGGGACAACCAGAACCCCAGCAGAAGGUAAAGGAACAACUGGUCCAGCAGCUGAAAUGCCAGGAUCCACUAGUGUAACACCUGGAGGAUCGGGGACAACAGGAACAUCAGAAUCUGGAACAACUGGAUCACCUUCUCAAGGUUCUGGGACAACAGAAUCACCAUCUAAAGGAACUGGGACAACCAGAACCCCAGCAGAAGGGAAAGGAACAACGGUCUCAAUGGGUCACAUGUCAGGAACUACUGGUGUAACACCUGGAGGAUCAGGGACAGCUGGGACAUCUUUCCGAGGUUCAGGAACAAGUGAAUCAUCAUCUGAAGGACCAGGGACAACCAUGUCAUCUGCUGGAGGGACGGGGACAACUGGCCCAACAGGUGGAAUGUCAGGAACCACUGGUGUGGCACCUGGGGAAUUAGCAACAACUGGAUUAUCUGCUCAGGGUUCUGGGACAACAGAAUCACCAUCUAAAGGAACUGGUACAACCAGAACCCCAGCAGAAGGUACAGGAACAACUGGUCCAGCAGCUGAAAUGCCAGGAUCCCCUGGUGUAACACCUGGAGAAUCAGGGACAACAGGAACAGCAGAAUCUGGAACACCUGAAUCACCUGUUAAAGGUUCUAGCACAACUGAAUCACCUUCUAAAGGAACUGGGACAACCCGAACACCAGCAGAAGGGAAAGUAACAACUGGUCCAGCAGCUGAAAUGCCAGGAUCCGCUAGUGUAACACCUGGAGGAUCAGGGACAACAGGAACAUCAGAAUCUGGAACAACUAAAUCACCUGCUCAGGGUUCUAGGACAACAGAAUCACCAUCUAAAGGAACUGGGACAACCAGAACCCCAGCAGAAGAAAAAGGAACAACUGGUCCAACUGCUGAAAUGCCAGGAUCCACUGGUGUAACACCUGGAGCAUCAGGGACAACAGGAACAUCAGAAUCUGGAACAAGUGAAUCACCUGUUAAAGGUUCUAGAACAACUGAAUCACCUUCUAAAGGUACUGGGACAACCAGAACCCCAGCAGAAGGGAAAGGAACAACGGUCUCAAUGGGUCACAUGACAGAAACUACUGGUGUAACAGCUGAAGGAUCAGGGACAACUGGGACAUCUUUCCGAGGUUCAGGAACAAGUGAAUCAUCAUCUGAAGGGCCAGGGACAACCAGGUCAUCCGCUGGAGGGACAGGGACAACUGGCCCAGCAGGUGGAAUGUCAGAAACCACUGGUGUGGCGCCUGGGGAAUCAGGGACAACUGCAUCACCUGCUCAGGGUUCUGGGACAACAGAAUCACCAUCUAAAGGAACUGGGACAACCAGAACCCCAGCAGAAGGUAAAGGAACAACUGGUCCAGCAGCUGAAAUGCCAGGAUCCCCUGGUAUAACACCUGGAGAGUCAGGGAAAACAGGAACAUCAGAAUCUGGAACAACUGAAUCACCUUCUAAAGGAACUGGGACAGCCAGCACCCCAGCAGAAGGGAAAGGAACAACGGUCUCAAUGGGUCACAUGUCAGGAACUACUGGGGUAACACCUGGAGGAUCAGGGACAACUGGGACAUCUUUCCGAGGUUCAGGAACAAGUGAAUCAUCAUCUGAAGGACCAGGGACAACCAGGUCAUCCGCUGGAGGGACAGGGACAACUGGCCCAACAGGUGGAAUGUCAGGAACCACUGGUGUGGCACCUGGGGAAUUAGCAACAACUGGAUCAUCUGCUCAGGGUUCUGGCACAACAGAGUCACCAUCUAAAGAAACUGGUACAAACAGAACCCCAGCAGAAGGGAAAGGAGAAAUAGUCUCAAUGAUUCCCAUGUCAGGAACUACUGGUGUAACACCUGAAGGAUCAGGGACAACUGGAACAUCUUUCCGAGGUUCAGGAACAAGUGAAUCAUCAUCUGAAAGACCAGGGACAACCAGGUCAUCCGCUGGAGGGACAGGGACAACUGGCCCAACAGGUGGAAUGUCAGGAACCACUGGUGUGGCACCUGGGGAAUUAGCAACAACUGGAUCACCUGCUCAGGGUUCUGGGACAACAGAAUCACCAUCUAAAGGAACUGGGACAACUAGAACCCCAGCGGAAGGGAAAGGAACAACUGGCCCAACAGCUGAAAUGCCAGGACCCACUGGUGUAACACCCAGAGGUUCAGGGACAACUGUAAGAUCUGAAUCUGGAGCAACUGGAUCAUCUGCUACAGGUUCAGGAACAAGUGAAUCAUCAUCUCAAAAAACUACAACAACCAGACCAUCAGCUAAAGGGACAGGAACAACUGUCUCAACAGGUGGCAUGUCAGGAUCCGCUGGUGUAACACCUGCUCAUUCAGGCACAACUGGAAGAUCAGAAUCUGGGACAACUGGAUCUUCAGCUAAAGGUUCAGGCACAACUGAAUCCUCCUCUGAAAGACAAGGGACAACAGGAUCAUCCACUGGAGAGACAGGAACCACUAGUCCAACAGGUGAAAUGUCAGGAACCACUGUUGUGGCACCCAUGGAAUCAGGGACAACUGGAUCAUCUGUUAAGGGUUCUGGAACAACUGAAUCACCAUCUGAAGGAACUGGGACAACCAGAACUCCAGCAGAAGGGAAAGGAACAACGGUCUCAAUGGGUCACAUGUCAGGAACUACUGGUGUAACACCUGGAGGAUCAGGGACAACUGGGACAUCUUUCCGAGGUUCAGGAACAAGUGAAUCAUCAUCUGAAGGACCAGGGACAACCAGGUCAUCCACUGGAGGGACAGGGACAACUGGCCCAACAGGUGGAAUGUCAGGAACCACUGGUGUGGCACCUGGGGAAUCAGGGACAACUGCAUCACCUGCUCAGGGUUCUGGGACAACAGAAUCACCAUCUAAAGGAGCUGGUACAACCAGAACCCCAGCAGAAGGGACAGGAACAACUGGUCCAGCAGCUGAAAUGCCAGGAUCCCCUGGUGUAACACCUGGAGGAUCAGGGACAACAGGAACAUCAGAAUCUGGAACUGAAUCACCUGUGAAAGGUUCUAGAACAACUGAAUCACCAUCUGAUGGAACUGGGACAACCAGAACCCCAGCAGAAGGGACAGGAACAACUGGUCCAGCAGCUGAAAUACCAGGAUCCACUGGUGUAACACCCGCAGGUUCAGGGACAACUGUAAGAUCAGAAUCUGGGACAACCGUAUCAUCAGCUAAAGGUUCAGGCACAACUGAAUCAUCAUCUGAUAAAACUACAACAACCAGACCAUCAGCUGAAGGAUCAGGGACUACUGUAGCUGGUACCACUAGAUCUACUCAAGGAAGUUCUGGAUCAUCAACUGGAUCAGAGACAUCAGCAGAAAGAUCUGGGACAACUGGACUGUUAUCUGGAGAAACAUCGACAACUGGAUCAUCAACUGAAGUGGGAAGAACAACGAUGAUGCCAGGAAGUGAUAUUACCACAUCUGGAGGUGCAUUCAGAGAGUCAGUAGGAGCUACCACCCAGCCAAGCAGAGGAAGCACAGCUGGAGCAGGAGCCUCUGGGGCCACCUCUGCUGGGAACCAAGCAGGCACAACUGAAGAAUCAUAUGGAGAAACCACUGAAGCAGGCGAAAGCACAACCAGAUUAACCACACCUGUCUCAGGUUCCAUAAGAAGCACUUCUAUCUCAACAAUUCCAUCAGAAAGUUCCACUGUAGGUCCAGAGGACAAAGUUCUACCAGAACUCAUUGAAGUGCCACCAGGACAGGCUAAAGUAACAGAGGCCACGACUACCAGAGGAGGUGCGGGCACCACUGGAGAUGGAUUCAGAGCAGCAGGUACCACUGUAUCAUCAGAAAGUGAAGUCACUGGGAAGAAAACAGGCACCACUGGGGUAACUCCUGGCACAACUGUUGCCCCAGGCAGUUCCAAAACAGAGGCCACAACUUCCCUUGGGGAAAGUGAAACAACUACAGUUGGAGUAGAGACAGGUACUACUGGUAUAGCCUCUGGAGAAACCCCGGGACCUGGGAGUUACAUCACAGGUAGCACCACGCUUUCACCUGGAGCCAGCAGCAGCUCACAGAAAACCAAGCCAGAGGCCACGACUUCUACAAAAGGAAUUGAGACCACACAAGCCGGACUUGUAGGAGGCACCUCUGCCACACCAGGGAGCCCAGGGACUGGAAGUAAAACAGGUGCUACACAGGGACUCGCUAGGACAACCAGUGUAUCUGAAGGUUCCAACACAGAGGCCACAACAUUAACAGAAAGCAGUGGCACUUCUGGAACUGGAUUCAGAACUGGUACCACCACACUUUCACCUGGAGCCAGCAGCAGUUCGCAGAAAACCAAGCCAGGCACCACUGUCACACCUGGAAGUUCGGGGACUGGAAGUGAACCAGGUACUACUGGUAUAGUCUCUGGAAAAACUCCAGAACCUGGACCUUACACCACAGAGGCCACAACUUCCAUGGGAGGAAGUGGGACCACCCAAGCAGGACUUCUGGAAGGUACCACAACACUUUCACCUGGAGCCAGCAGCAGUUCACAGAAAACCAAGCCAGGCACGUCUGUCGCACCAGGGAGUCCUGGGACUGGAACUGAAACAGAGGCUACAGCAUCAACAGAAGGGAGUGGCACAUCAGGAACUGGAUUCAGAACUGAGGCCACUACUUCCACGGGAGGAAGUGGAACUACCCAAGCAGGACUUGUAGGAGGUACCACAACACUUUCGCCCGGAGCCAGCAGCAGUUCACAGAAAACCAAGCCAGGCACCUCUGUCACACCAGGGAGUCCAGGGAGUGGAAGUGAAACAGGUGCUCCACACGAAUUCCCCAGGACAACCAUUAUACCUGGAAGUUCCCACACAGAGGCCACAACGUUAACAGAAAGCAGUGGCACUUCUGGAACUGGAUUCAGAGGUGCUGACACUCCUGGAACAGGAUCCAGACCAGUCGCCACUGCAGUGCCACCAGGCCAAGCAACUGGGAGUGUGACAGGCACCACUGGGCCAGCUGUUGGCACAACUGUUGCACCUGGCAGUUCCAACACAGAAGCCACAACUUCCACAGGAGGCAGUAAGGCUACGCAGGGAAGAUUGCCAGGAGGCAACUCUGUCACACCUGGAAGUCCAGGGACUGGAAGUGGAACAGAAGAGGCUACAACAUCAACAGAAGGCAGUGGCACAUCUGGAACUGGAUUCAGAACUGUGGCCACUACUUCCAUGGGAGGAAGUGGGACUACCCAAGCAGGGCUUGUCACAGGUACCACAACACUUUCACCUGGAGCCAGCAGCAGUUCACAGAAAACCAAGCCAGGCACCUCUGUCACACCAGGGAGUCCAGGGAGUGGAAGUGAAACAGGUGCUCCACAGGAAUUCCCCAGGACAACCAUUAUACCUGGGAGUUCCCACACAGAGGCCACAACGUUAGCAGAAAGCAGUGGCACUUCUGGAACUGGAUUCAGAGGUGCUGACACUCCUGGAACAGGAUCCAGACCAGUCGCCACUGCAGUGCCACCAGGCCAAGCAACUGGGAGUGUGACAGGCACCACUGGGCCAGCUGUUGGCACAACUGUUGCACCUGGCAGUUCCAACACAGAAUCCACAACUUCCACAGGAGGCAGUAAGGCUACGCAGGGAAGAUUGCCAGGAGGAACCUCUGUCAAACCUGGAAGUCCAGGGACUGGAAGUGGAACAGAAGAGGCUACAACAUCAACAGAAGGCACUGGCACAUCGGGAACUGGAUUCAGAACUGAGGCCACGACUUCCACGGAAGGAAGUGGGACUACGCAAGCAGGACUUGUCCGAGGUACCACAACACUUUCACCUGGAGACAGCAGCAGUUCACAGAAAACCACGCCAGGCAACUCUGUUACACCAGGGAGUCCAGGGACUGGAAGUGGAGCAGAGGCUACAACGUCAACCGAAGGCAGUGGCACAUCUGGAACUGAAUUCAGAACUGAGGCCACGACUUCCACGGGAGGAAGUGGGACUACCUUAGCAGGACUUGUAGGAGGUACCACAACACUUUCACCUGGAGACAGCAGCAGUUCACAGAAAACCAAGCCAGGCACCUCUGUCACACCAGGGAGUCCAGGGACUGGAAGUGAAACAGGUGCUCCACAGGAAUUCCCCAGGACAACCAUUAUACCUGGGAGUUCCCACACAGAGGCCACAACGUUAACAGAAAGCAGUGGCACUUCUGGAACUGGAUUCAGAGGUGCUGGCACUCCUGGAACAGGAUCCAGACCAGUCGCCACUGCAGUGCCACCAGGCCAAGCAACUGGGAGUGUGACAGGCACCACUGGGCCAGCUGUUGGCACAACUGUUGCACCUGGCAAUUCCAACACGGAAUCCACAACUUCCACAGGAGGCAGUAAGGCUACGCAGGGAAGAUUGCCAGGAGGCACCUCUGUCAAACCUGGAAGUCCAGGGACUGGAAGUGGAACAGAAGAGGCUACAACAUCAACAGAAGGCAGUGGCACAUCUGGAACUGGAUUCAGAACUGAGGCCACGACUUCCACGGAAGGAAGUGGAACUACCCAAGCAGGACGUUUAGGAGUAGGUACCACAACACUUUCACCUGGAGCCAGCAGCAGUUCACAGAAAACCAAGCCAGGCACCUCUGUCACACCUGGGAGUCCAGGGACUGGAAGUGGAACAGAGGCUACAACAUCAACAGAAGGCAGUGGCGCAUCAGGAACUGGAUUCAGAACUGAGGCCACUACUUCCAUGGGAGGAAGUGGGACUACCCAAGCAGGACUUGUCACAGGUACCACAACACUUUCACCUGGAGCCAGCAGCAGUUCACAGAAAACUAAGCCAGGCACCUCUGUCACACCAGGGAGUCCAGGGAGUGGAAGUGAAACAGGUGCUCCACAGGAAUUCCCCAGGACAACCAUUAUACCUGGGAGUUCCCACACAGAGGCCACAACGUUAACAGAAAGCAGUGGCACUUCUGGAACUGGAUUCAGAGGUGCUUCCACAACACCAGCAGAAGGUAGUGGCACUCCUGGAACAGGAUCCAGACCAGGCGCCACUGCAGUGCCACCAGGCCAAGCAACUGGGAGUGUGACAGGCACCACUGGGCCAGCUGUUGGCACAACAGUUGCACCUGGCAGUUCCAACACAGAAGCCACAACUUCCACAGGAGGCAGUAAGGCUACACAGGGAAGAUUGCCAGGAGGUACCACUGAAGAGUUUUCUGGAACAACUGUUACAUCUGGAGGUUUUAACACAGGUACCACUAGGGUAGCUUCUGGCACUCCACUUGAACCUGGGAGUUCAAACACAGAAGCUACAACACUCCCUAGAGGCAGUGGAACUACAGGAAGCAAUACAGGUUCUACUGAAGUGGCCCCUGGCAGUACCAUCUCAUCUGGAAGUUCCAACACAGGAGCCACCACUGGCACAUCUGAGAGGUCAAGUCCUGGAAGUAAAACAGGAACCACUGGUGUGGUCUCUGGCACAACAGUUGCACCUGGAAGUUCCAACACAGGGGCCACAACUUCUUCAGAAAGUGGUGGAACCACUGAGGGUGAAAUGAAAAUAGUUACCACUGAGGUCACUACUGGCACAACAACUGCACCUGGGAGUUCCAACGCAAAGACUACAACUUCUACAGAAGUUGAAACUACCACUGGAGUUGGAAUGGUAACUGGUACGACUACAGGGUCUGCUGGAGUUUCCAGGGGCCCAGAGAAUUCCAGUCCUGCUACUACUGUAGUAUCAAGUGGAAGUACUGGUGGCCCAGAAAGUUCCAGUCCAGGUACCUCCCAGGAAACAUCUGAAACAACCAUUGCUUCUGGAAUUUCUACCACGGAAACCACUGCAGGAGCAACAGGAGAUCAAGAAAAUGAAAAUAAAGCAGGCUGUCCAGCACCACUUCCAUCACCUCCAGUUUGCCAUGGUCCACUGGGAGAAGAGAAAUCACCUGGAGACACAUGGACUGCUAAUUGCCACAAAUGCACCUGUACCAAUGCUAAUACGGUGGACUGUAAACCCAAGGAGUGCCCUUCUCCCCCCACAUGCAAAACUGAAGAGAGGCUUGUAAAGUUCAAAGAUAAUGAUACCUGCUGUGAAAUUGGAUACUGUGAACCAAGAACAUGUUUAUUUAACGAUACCAACUAUGAGAUUGGUGCUUUUUUUGAUGACCCCAACAACCCAUGCGUCUCCUACUUCUGCGAUACAACUGGUUUCCGUGCAGUGGUCGAAAACUGCCCCAAGCAGACCUGGUGUGCAGAAGCAGACCGAGUCUAUGAUUCAAAAAAAUGUUGCUAUAAAUGUAAUACUAAUUGCAGAUCUUCACUUGUCAAUGUGACUGUUAAGUACAAUGGUUGCAAGAAAAGACUUGAGAUGGCAAGAUGUGUAGGGGAAUGCAAACAGACCAUCAAGUACAAUUAUGAUAUCUUUCAGUUGGAAAAUUCCUGCCUUUGCUGCCGAGAAGAAAACUAUGAGUUCAGAGACAUCAUUCUUGACUGUCCUGGUGGCAAAACCUUGUCUUACAGAUACAGGCACAUCACAGCAUGUUCUUGCUCAGACAAGUGCCAUCAAUCUGCAUCCUCAGCGAGCAUGUAAUGUUAACAUUACCUUUCCAGUUGUAACAGGCGGGUAUUUAUUUUAUAAGUGAACAAAAAUCAGCACUCACUUGUGAGAAUAAUGAAACACUGUAUCUCUAUCCAAAAGUGAAUUCUCAUUAUGAGGCAUUUUGUUCUUUUGUUGACUGAAUCUGGAAAAAUAAAUACAAU
Molecule: messenger RNA, 15305 nt
Organism: Myotis myotis
Lineage: Eukaryota; Metazoa; Chordata; Mammalia; Chiroptera; Vespertilionidae
Gene: MUC19
Product: mucin 19, oligomeric
Exons: 124
Coding region: 1-15135 (5044 amino acids)
Cellular component (GO): extracellular matrix
Molecular function (GO): protein binding
Source: RefSeq, a predicted model, not a curated record